Messenger RNA from Physeter macrocephalus (sperm whale), 2420 nucleotides. It is a transcript of the gene USP14, whose product is annotated as ubiquitin specific peptidase 14. The record is from RefSeq and is a predicted model, not a curated record. Gene Ontology annotation, molecular function: proteasome binding; cysteine-type deubiquitinase activity; protein binding. The transcript is spliced from 16 exons. Gene Ontology annotation, biological process: regulation of proteasomal protein catabolic process; proteasome-mediated ubiquitin-dependent protein catabolic process; protein deubiquitination. Lineage: Eukaryota; Metazoa; Chordata; Mammalia; Artiodactyla; Physeteridae. The coding region runs from base 318 to 1802 and encodes 494 amino acids.
GCAGUGCGCAGGCGCGCACCUGUGAGGCGCAGGGGCCCCGGGCGCCCCGCCUCUCCCGGCCGCUCCCACCUCCCUUGUCUCUCCACCCGCAGGCCCCGCCUCGCCUCCUCCCAGCUGUCGCCCCGUGGCUCGGCCGGCGGACGGCGUGUUGCUGCGUCAUCGCCAGUGGCCGGUUUGAAUGAGGCUCUCGUCGCACCGUGUCUGCCGCCACCACUGCGCCUCCGCCUCGGCCGCCGCCACAGCUUCUUCGCGGCCCUUUCCUUUCGCCGCCCUUGCCAGGCCCAGCCUUCCUGCGCCGCCUCCUAGCGCGCCCUGCCAUGCCGCUCUACUCCGUUACUGUGAAAUGGGGAAAGGAGAAAUUUGAAGGUGUAGAAUUGAAUACUGAUGAACCUCCGAUGGUGUUCAAGGCUCAGCUUUUUGCACUGACUGGAGUCCAGCCGGCCAGACAGAAGGUUAUGGUGAAAGGAGGAACAUUGAAGGAUGAUGAUUGGGGAAACAUCAAAAUAAAAAAUGGAAUGACUUUACUAAUGAUGGGGUCAGCAGAUGCUCUUCCUGAGGAACCCUCAGCUAAAACUGUCUUUGUAGAAGACAUGACAGAAGAACAGUUAGCAUCUGCUAUGGAAUUACCAUGUGGAUUGACAAACCUUGGUAACACCUGUUACAUGAAUGCUACAGUUCAGUGUAUUCGUUCUGUACCUGAACUCAAAGAUGCUCUUAAAAGGUAUGCAGGUGCCUUGAGAGCUUCAGGGGAAAUGGCUUCAGCACAGUAUAUUACUGCAGCCCUUAGAGAUUUGUUUGAUUCCAUGGAUAAAACUUCUUCUAGUAUUCCACCUAUUAUUCUACUGCAGUUUUUGCACAUGGCUUUUCCACAGUUUGCAGAGAAGGGCGAACAAGGACAAUAUCUUCAACAGGAUGCUAAUGAAUGUUGGAUACAAAUGAUGCGAGUAUUGCAACAGAAAUUGGAAGCUAUGGAGGAUGAUACUGUUAAAGAGACAGAUUCUUCAUCUGCACCAGCAGUGACACCUUCUAAAAAGAAAAGUUUAAUUGAUCAGUUCUUCGGAGUUGAAUUUGAAACUACCAUGAAAUGUACAGAAUCUGAAGAAGAAGAAGUCAGUAAAGGAAAGGAAAGUCAGCUUCAACUUAGCUGUUUUAUCAAUCAAGAAGUCAAGUAUCUUUUUACAGGACUUAAGUUGCGACUUCAGGAAGAAAUCACCAAACAGUCUCCAACAUUGCAAAGAAAUGCUUUGUACAUCAAAUCUUCCAAGAUCAGCCGGUUGCCUGCUUACUUGACUAUUCAGAUGGUUCGAUUUUUUUAUAAAGAGAAGGAAUCUGUGAAUGCCAAAGUUCUUAAGGAUGUUAAAUUUCCUCUUAUGUUGGAUGUGUACGAACUAUGUACACCAGAACUUCAAGAGAAAAUGAUUUCUUUUCGAUCAAAAUUCAAGGAUCUGGAAGAUAAAAAAGUAAAUCAGCAGCCAAAGACAAAUGACAAAAAGAGUAGUCCCCCGAAAGAAGUUAAGUAUGAACCCUUUUCUUUUGCUGAUGACAUUGGCUCCAAUAAUUGUGGAUACUAUGACUUACAAGCAGUGCUAACACAUCAGGGAAGAUCUAGCUCUUCAGGUCAUUAUGUAUCGUGGGUGAAAAGGAAACAAGAUGAAUGGAUUAAGUUUGAUGAUGAUAAGGUCAGCAUCGUGACACCAGAGGAUAUCUUGAGGCUUUCUGGUGGUGGAGACUGGCAUAUAGCUUAUGUUCUACUCUAUGGGCCUCGCAGAAUUGAAAUAAUGGAAGAGGAAAGUGAACAGUAAUCUUCAUUUUAGAUAUUUAUGCUUAGGUGUGAAAUAAAUGUUGUUUGAUCAUUUCUAUAACCCAGAGCUUUAAAGGAAGAUUUUUAGGUGGUUUUACAUGUUUCCCCUCAUGUGGAAUAAAAGAGGGCAGAAGCAGACCACUCUGUGUUACUGACCUAAAAAAUAACAGAAAAGAGAAAAUUGCCUUUGGACUGUGCUGCCCUAUAUAAAGGUGACAGGAAGACAUUUUUAAAAAGCUUAUUUCUUGGAUUUUUAAAAACUAUGAGUUGAAAUGCCUUUCAACCAUUACCUUCUGUGAUAAUUUUUCUUCCUGUCUUUUUCAGCCCAAGAUUCAGCAAUCAGAUGUUUAUUGCACACCUAUUACUCUAUUAUUUGUUGUUUUUGCAUGGUUCAAACCACCAGUGAUUCAGUAGCUGCCCAUCCUUUGCAUUAUCUAACAAAAAUUUUGCCAGGACGGUGGAAAGGAAGUUAAGUGUUGAUCUCAUUGUGUAACUCAGUGCUGCUGUCCCCAUCCCAUGGAAACAUGGGUACAAUCAAGUAUUUGUCCAGCCUGACUGUUGCUGGCUUUUCAUGACUUUAAAAUAAAUUGUGAUCCAUAAUAGUACAUUUGAUUAUACA